AUGAACGACGCCGUCGGGACCGUCGCACGAGCUAGGGCGCCGCCGUCGGUCUACGAGGGGACGUCGAACACGCUGUCGGUCGCGUCCGGCCGCGUGUCGUACGCGCUCGGCCUCACGGGGCCCUGCGCGUCCCUCGACACGGCGUGCUCGUCCUCGCUCGUCGCGGCGCACGCCGCCGUGAGCGCGCUGCGCCUCGGCGAGUGCCCGCGCGCCGUCGCGACGGGCGUCGGACUGCUCUCGGCCUCGGCGACGGCCGCGUUCUCCGCGGCGGGGAUGCUGUCGGCCCUCGGGCGAUGCCACACGCUGGACCGGCGGGCGGACGGCUACUGCCGCGGCGAGGGCUGCGGAUCGUUCCAGGUGACGACAGGAGCCGGGAGCGCGCGCGUCGACGGGAUCGCCGUGCAGCAGGACGGCCCGAGCGCGUCGCUCACGGCCCCGAACGGGACGUCGCAGCAGCGGCUCCUGGUGGCGAUCUCCUGGGCGUCGGCUCGAGCCGUAGCGCUGGAGGCGCACGGCACGGGCACGGCGCUCGGCGAUCCG
Aureococcus anophagefferens is the source of this 540-nucleotide messenger RNA. RefSeq lists its product as hypothetical. Gene Ontology annotation, biological process: fatty acid biosynthetic process. Lineage: Eukaryota; Pelagophyceae; Pelagomonadales; Pelagomonadaceae. The annotation marks the transcript as partial. The record is from RefSeq and is a predicted model, not a curated record. Gene Ontology annotation, molecular function: fatty acid synthase activity. The transcript has a single exon.